AACACGACCGGUCGUCGCCGUCUCUCCAUUCAUUCUGCUGCGUACGACAGAACGGGACGGAGUGCUGGAGGGAGUGAUUCGCAUCGAACCAUCAGACAGAAUUUAUGCCAAAAAAGGAAACGUCGACGGGAGUUGUUUCGGAAAGACUGUUUAGUGCCCAGCAAAAGCCGACUCGGUAUUUUCAGUGCGUUUAUUAGCGAAAAAGUAUACAGUUAGACAAAAGUAGAGUCCGACGCGCUCCGGUGACCGUCUGUUAGCUUGUCCGGUGUGAAUUGAACGUGAUUUUUUGGGUUCUUUUUUUCCUAUCCGGAAGUGAAAAGAGAGUAUUAUUGUUGUAAUAAAAAAAACGGUGAAUAUCUCGUUUAUAACAGUCUCAGAAUUCAUUGGACCAGUUGAGUUGAAGCAGGAGAAAGCCAUGGCCUACUCGAACAAAUUCAUCUACGCUACGCUGCCGCGCACGCAGCGGGGGCAACCGAUCGUCCUCGGAGGGGAUCCCAAGGGCAAGAACUUCCUCUACACCAACGGCCAUUCGGUAAUCAUCCGGAACAUCGAAAAUCCGGAAAUUGCCGACAUCUAUACGGAGCACUCAUGCCAGGUGAACGUCGCGAAGUACUCACCGAGCGGGUUCUACAUCGCUUCCGGCGACCAGUCCGGUAAGAUCCGCAUUUGGGACACGGUCAACAAGGAGCACAUCCUGAAGAAUGAGUUCCAACCCAUCGGAGGUCCGAUCAAGGACAUUAGCUGGUCGCCGGAUAGCCAGAGGAUUGUGAUUGUCGGCGAAGGAAGGGAAAGAUUCGGCCAUGUGUUCAUGGCAGAUACGGGUACCUCUGUUGGUGAGAUUUCAGGCCAAUCGAAACCGAUAAAUUCGUGUGACUUUAGACCUGCUAGACCGUUCCGGAUUGUUACUGGCAGCGAAGACAAUACGAUCGGAGUCUUUGAAGGACCUCCAUUCAAAUUCAAGAUGACCAAACAGGACCACACUAGAUUCGUUCAGGCGGUCCGGUAUUCUCCGAGUGGUCACCUGUUUGCUUCAGCUGGGUUCGAUGGCAAAGUUUUCCUGUACGAUGGAACUACCUCAGAGCUCAAGGGCGAGAUUGGAUCCCCCGCUCAUGGAGGCGGCGUUUAUGGAGUUGCAUGGAAGCCUGAUGGUACUCAGUUGCUUACCUGCUCAGGUGACAAAACUUGUAAAUUGUGGGACGUGGAAAGCCGUACUCUGAUUAGCGAGUUCCCAAUGGGAACAGCUAUUGAUGAUCAACAAGUAUCUUGUUUGUGGCAAGGAGAGCACUUGCUAUCCGUCUCUCUAUCCGGAUUCAUUAACUACCUCGAUGUAAAUAAUCCCACCAAGCCGCUACGUGUGGUCAAGGGCCAUAACAAGCCGAUCACCGCACUUACAUUAAGUGACGAUCGCAGCACGAUUUAUACAGCUAGCCAUGACGGUGCCGUUACCAAUUGGAACUCUGGUUCGGGUACUAAUGACCGAGUCGGUGGUGUCGGCCAUGGAAACCAAAUCAACGAUAUUCGUGCCUCUGGAGAUUUCGUGUUCACGGCCGGUAUCGAUGAUUCGAUCAAGCAGAUCAGCAUUGAGAGUAACCAGUAUACUGGCGUGGAUGCAAAGCUGAGUUGUCAACCAAGAGGUAUGGAUAUCCUGAAGGAGGGUAACAUCACUGUCGUCGGAUGUGUGAAGGAUGUGACCGUACUACAGGACGGUCGGAAGGUGUCCACGAUUCCGAUCAAUUUCGAAUCUAGCAGUGUUGCCAUCAACACGGAAACAUUGGACGUUGCUGUGGGUGGUAACGAUAAUAAAGUGCACGUGUUCAGUCUGAGUGGUACGCAAUUGACUCCUAAGCUGGAAAUCGAACAUCUAGGUCCGGUGACGGAUUGCAAGUACUCUCCGGAUAACAAGCUGCUGGUGGCGUGCGAUGCCAAUCGGAAAGUGAUUCUGUACAGCGUAGAAGAGUAUAAGCCUGCCCACAAACAGGAAUGGGGCUUCCACAACGCCCGCGUCAACUGUGUGGCCUUCUCACCGAAUUCGUUGCUGGUGGCCAGCGGUUCGCUCGACACCACCAUCAUCAUCUGGUACGUCAACAGCCCUGCCAAGCACACUAUUAUCAAGAAUGCCCACCCACAGUCGCAAAUCACCGGUCUGGUUUGGCUCGAUAACGAGACCUUGAUUUCUACAGGACAAGACUGCAACACCAAGGUAUGGAACAUUACGGAAACUAGCGCCUAGGGAUUUGAUAUAGCCAGCCCAGCUGAAGAUCAUUCUGCAGGAUAGUUAACGGAUUGAGUUUUGUUUCGGUGUAGUUUUUGGUUAAGUACAUUUCUUCGUUCGUUUCAUAUUGAAAAUGGCGACCGUAGUUUUGAGAGGCAUGUACCAUCGAACAAUAGUGCAUUUAUAUUGUCCAAGAUGCGAAACACUCUGAACUAAUGCUGCUGUUGAUGUUGAUGAUAAAAGUUGGAGUGAACGAAGACAAAAGAGUGAUAGGCGAAGGUUAUUAUUUAUUUGCAUGCAAUCAUUUAUUAAUCCGUGCUACCAUCAUAAGAAAUAGCCGAAGGAAUCGUUGAGCGAACCUACUCCAGUAAUGCAUUUUUGAGUUGUUUUGAAUAAUCAAAUUCUCGUUUCAAUGUUCUAUUGUUGAGUGAUAUUUGUUUAUUGAAUAAUAAAUUAUUUGUUUUUUAUAUGGUCGAAAAUCUUACAGAGACUAUUAUCCGAUUUUUACUUUUCCUUUACUUAAAAAUUCAAUGAACGUUAUGAGAGCAUAAUGUGAGAGAAUUAUGCAUCAUAAAGAUUAAAUAGUCAAAGGUACAGCACUCUGUUGAAAACUUACGAGACAUUGAAAUAAGUUUUAUCAAAUAUGUUUGUUAACUACCAACAUUGAUUUCUUUUCUCAAUUCACAAAACACUCAUUGAGCCAUUUGACUUCAAACUUCUUCAAUUGUUUCAACUAGUGUUCGGAUGGGGCUUAUAAGCGUAAUUUAUCGGAGAAGGAAUCGACUGAUUUUGAUCGCGUUCCUUGUUUAAGACGCAUUGUGUCGAAACGAUUUAUACAUAUUUAUAAGAUAAAUACAGAAAAUAACGAUACAAAACUAA
Armigeres subalbatus is the source of this 3091-nucleotide messenger RNA. It is a transcript of the gene flr, whose product is annotated as actin-interacting protein 1. Gene Ontology annotation, cellular component: cortical actin cytoskeleton. NCBI's taxonomy places the organism in Eukaryota, Metazoa, Arthropoda, Insecta, Diptera, Culicidae. The coding region runs from base 416 to 2230 and encodes 604 amino acids. The record is from RefSeq and is a predicted model, not a curated record. Gene Ontology annotation, biological process: locomotion; actin filament depolymerization; sarcomere organization. Gene Ontology annotation, molecular function: actin filament binding. The transcript is spliced from 4 exons.